UAUAAAAAAUAUUAUAAUGAUUAUGGUGAUAUUUUAAAAGAUGUACUUGGUGUAUUUCGUGAUUUUGAUAGAAUUGAUUUUGCAAAACACAUGCAAAUAAGUUUAAUAUCAUUGUACAAAGAAUUAGAAAUUGAUGAUAAUUUUGAUAAAAGAUAUAAUGAAAUGAAAAAAAUUAAAGAACUUGCAUCAAGACUUUUGUUGUUAAUUGGUUUGGAUGUUAAAAAAAAUAGAGAACCAAUGAUGACAGUACAUAAAGAUGGUAUUAAUUUUGCUCUUGAAGGAAUGAAUGAUCAACAAGUUGAUGGAUCAAAUGAGCCACCACCAAAUAUUAGCUACUUGGAGAUUCUUGCUGUGUUUACUAAUAAACUAAUGAAACGAGAUAAAGAUAACAUACUCAAAUUUUUGGAAGAAAAAUUGCCAGAAAGUAAAUCUUCUGAUGAUGGCUGGGAAUCAGUGAUGAUGUACAGAAAUGGUCUACGUUCAAGAAAGUCUCUUUCACAAAAUAAUCAUCAGCCAAAUUCACAAAUUGAAGAACAGGAGCAAUGCGAACCAGAGCAAGAACAAGCUAUAGAAUAACUUGUUUUUUAUUGUCUGAAAUUUACUCGUAUUUCUUUUUUAUUUCAUUAUUUUUUUCAUUACAAG
Aphidius gifuensis is the source of this 642-nucleotide messenger RNA. Its product is annotated as cohesin subunit SA-1-like. Bases 91 to 576 code for a protein of 161 amino acids. Gene Ontology annotation, molecular function: chromatin binding. Gene Ontology annotation, cellular component: chromatin; nucleus; cohesin complex. Gene Ontology annotation, biological process: sister chromatid cohesion. Lineage: Eukaryota; Metazoa; Arthropoda; Insecta; Hymenoptera; Braconidae. The transcript has 3 exons. The record is from RefSeq and is a predicted model, not a curated record.